This is a messenger RNA of Electrophorus electricus (electric eel), 4093 nucleotides long. RefSeq names its product poly (ADP-ribose) polymerase 1 (gene parp1). Gene Ontology annotation, molecular function: NAD+ poly-ADP-ribosyltransferase activity; zinc ion binding; NAD binding. Gene Ontology annotation, cellular component: nucleolus; nucleus. The record is from RefSeq and is a predicted model, not a curated record. Gene Ontology annotation, biological process: protein poly-ADP-ribosylation; double-strand break repair. Lineage: Eukaryota; Metazoa; Chordata; Actinopteri; Gymnotiformes; Gymnotidae.
GUACGGUACCACUGCACGCGGGCUACGAUUACAUUGUGAUUGUUCGUCCUGCAACUUAAUAUAAGUCUGCGAAUUCACAUUUUCAACCGUAAUUUGUAAAAUGGCAGAUGUACAGGAUGACAAGCUUUACAAAGCCGAAUAUGCAAAAAGUGGACGCGCUUCUUGCAAGAAAUGCAAAGAAAACAUUGCUAAGGACUCGCUAAGAAUGGCUAUUAUGGUGCAGUCUCCCAUGUUUGAUGGCAAAGUGCCACACUGGCAUCAUUUCUCCUGCUUCUGGCUCCGGGCAUCAGUCCAGUCUUCCUCAGACAUAUCUGGAUUUUCUGAUCUUCGCUGGGAGGAUCAGGAGAAGGUCAAGAAAGCCAUUGAAAGUGGAGGUGCUACUGGAGGGAAAAGUGACCAGAAAGGAGCUGCUAAAGGGGAAAAGACACUGAAUGACUUUGCAGUGGAGUAUGCCAAAUCUAACAGAAGCACCUGCAAGGGCUGUGAACAGAAAAUUGAGAAGGACCAGAUCCGCGUAUCAAAAAAGACAGUGGACCCAGAGAAACCUCAGCUGGGGCUGAUCGACCGCUGGUAUCACACCGGCUGCUUUGUGAGCCGGCGGGAGGAGCUGGCCUUUAAACCAGAGUACAGCGCUUCUCAGCUGAAAGGCUUCGCUGCCCUGCGAGAUGAGGACAAAGUGGAGUUGAAGAAGAGGCUCCCUGCUGUCAAGGGUGAAGGGAAGAGGAAGGCAGAUAGUGUUGAUGGGGCAGGAGUCUCCAAAAAGCAGAAAAAAGAGGAGGAGUUGCAGAAGCAGUUGGAGAUGAAGAUGAAGGAACAGAGUCAGUUGAUAUGGGGAAUUAAAGACAAGUUGAAGAAAUACUGUUCAACCAAUGACAUGAAGGAGCUACUCAUUGCUAAUGGGCAGGAAGUUCCAUCAGGAGAAUCCAACAUCUUGGAUCGCCUGUCUGACUGCAUGGCUUUUGGAUCCUUGAAGCCUUGUGAGACAUGCCAAGGUCAGCUUGUGUUCAAAAGCGAUGCCUAUUACUGUACAGGAGACAUCUCUGCUUGGACCAAGUGUGUGUUUAAGACUCAGUCGCCCAACCGUAAAGACUGGGUCACUCCUAAGGAGUUUCAUGAAAUUCCUUUCCUAAAGAAGUUCAAGUUUAAGCGGCAAGAUCGUGUGUUCCCCAAAGACGCUCCUGCUGCCACCGUUGUUCCUGCCCAGUCAGCGGCUGCUUCUGCUCCGGCGGCUUCUUCUGCUUCUAGUACCUCCAGUGCCCCCACUGGUACCCCUGUGGAAGUGCCUGUCGAUAAACCUCUGACCGGACUCAAAGUGCUGGCGGUGGGGAAGCUGAGUAAGAACAAAGACGAGCUGAAGGCUGUCGUGGAGGAGUUGGGAGGCAAAAUCACGGGCACCGUCAAUAAAGCUGCUUUCUGCCUUAGCUCCAAGAAGGAGGUUGAAAAGAUGAGUAAAAAGAUGGAGGAGGUGAGAGAUGCGGGCGUGCGUGUAGUGGCAGAGGACUUCCUUACUGAUAUCAAGUCCUCAGGCAAGGCCCUCCAGGAGCUGAUUUCCCUGCAUGGCAUCUCCCCUUGGGGGGCUGAGGUUAAAGUCGAGGCUCAGGCUCCACCAGCGGCCUCCAAGUCAACUGGAGCCGUGACCUCAAAGAGCACGGGGCGAGGCAAAGAGGAAGAAGCAGGUGGCAGCAAGUCCAAGAAGAUGAAGCUCACCGUAAAAGGUGGAGCAGCAGUCGACCCAGAUUCAGGUCUAGAGAACUGUGCUCAUGUGUUGGAUCAGAAUGGAAAGAUCUACAGUGCUACUCUCGGUCUAGUGGAUAUUGUCAGAGGAACCAACUCUUACUACAAAUUGCAGCUCCUGGAGGAUGACGUCCAGAAGCGGUAUUGGGUGUUCAGGUCAUGGGGGCGAGUGGGAACAACAAUCGGGGGAAACAAGCUGGAAAAGUUUUAUGACAAGAACUCUGCCAUGGAUAACUUCCGCAAUGUGUAUGAGGAGAAAACGGGCAAUUCCUGGACCUCAAGCAGCUUUACUAAAUACCCCAACAAAUUUUACCCUCUUGAGAUUGAUUAUGGACAGGAUGAGGAGGCAGUGAAGAAGCUGACCGCCAGUACAGGCACCAAGUCCCAGCUGGCCAAACCAGUCCAAGAGCUAAUCCGCAUGAUCUUUGAUGUGGAGAGCAUGAAGAAAGCCAUGGUGGAGUUUGAGAUUGACCUGCAGAAGAUGCCAUUGGGGAAGCUGAGCAAGAGGCAGAUCCAGAGUGCAUAUGCUCUCCUCAGCCAAGUGCAGCAGGCUGUGUCUGACAGGGCUUCAGAAUCUGUGAUCCUGGAUCUGUCCAAUCAGUUCUACACUCUGAUACCUCAUGACUUUGGGAUGAAGAAGCCUCCACUUUUGAGUAACCUGGACUACAUUCAGGCUAAAGUUCAAAUGCUGGACAACCUCCUGGACAUUGAGGUGGCCUACAGCCUGCUGCGUGGAGGCACUGAGGAUAACAAAAAAGAUCCUAUUGACAUAAACUACGAGAAACUCAAAACCAAGAUUGAGGUGGUUGAUAAGUCAUCAGAAGAGGCUCAGGUUAUCUUUCAGUAUGUAAAGAACACUCAUGCUGCAACACAUAAUACCUACACACUGGAGGUAGAAGAGAUCUUUAAGAUCGCCAGGGAUGGCGAGUACCAGCGCUACCGCUCCUUCAGAGAUCUGCCCAACUGUCAGCUGCUGUGGCAUGGCUCACGCACUACCAACUAUGCAGGCAUCCUGUCUCAGGGACUGCGCAUUGCACCGCCUGAGGCUCCUGUGACAGGUUAUAUGUUUGGCAAAGGUAUAUACUUUGCUGACAUGGUGUCCAAGAGUGCCAACUACUGCCACACCUCCCAGGCUGAUCCUGUAGGCCUCAUUCUGCUAGGAGAGGUUGCUCUUGGCAAUAUGCAUGAACUGAAAAAGGCCUCACAUAUCACAAAACUGCCAAAAGGAAAGCACAGUGUGAAAGGUCUGGGAAGGACUGCUCCAGAUCCAAGUGCCACUGUGUCUCUGAAUGGAGUGGACGUUCCCUUGGGCAAAGGCAUCAACACAAACAUUGAUGACACAAGUCUGCUCUACAACGAGUAUAUUGUGUAUGAUGUUGCUCAGGUGAAUCUGAAAUACCUUUUGAAGCUUCGCUUCAAUUACCAAACAUCUCUCUGGUGAGGAAGCUGCUAAACCCUGGGUAGACACCAUCAUUUGCUAAUUGCAGUACAGCUCUCAAUACCACCGAACUGCAAGAAGACCGUCACACAAGUUUUGUAAUUCUUUUAGCAGUACUCUCCUUGCUGCUUUAGUGUGGUAGUACAAAGUAACGAGUUUUUCUUGCAAUGUAAAUGUUUAGAUACAGUAAUGCGCGGUAUGACACUUGUCAUUUCUGUUGACAAGAUCCAACAUUGUGGGAUUUGGUCUCAUUUAAGUAUUUGAGGGCCUUGUUUAAGUUGCCAGUGGAUAUCUUUCUUGGAUCCUACUAACAGUAUUGGGUAGAACAGUCUUCCAUUGGUUUUAUAGACCUUUGUGUUUUGACUUCAGUUUGCCUUUGUGCAAUCUGUUUUCAUAUUUUUUUCCUCACUGCAAAGUAUAAUUAUCAAAUAUGACAAGUGUUUGUUUUCUUUACUGAAAACAUGAAUACUGUACAGUUUUAGAAAUUAAUGGUUCCUUGUAAGUUAGUUUUGAUUUGUUUAUUAAACAUUUACUAGGAUCACUAGUAUUAGGACUGUUAGAAAUUGGAAAAAAAAAUGUUUUCUGUGUACUUCCCAGUUUAGUUUCUGUUUUUUGCUCUUAUUUUACUAAGACUUGGAUGGUAAAAAAUGUCUACAUUUUCAAGCAGAGGCUUUCAAAAAUGGCAAAUUACUAGGCAGAGCGUGAUGGCUGAUGCACAUUGUGAGUAACACUCUACUCAUCCUGACAUUGGGUAUUUUUUUUUGUAGGCAUACCAUACCAAAAUGAGGACGGUUUGUGAAAUAGUUAGAUUUAACUUUGUGUGUGACAAAUACCAAGUUGCUAAUUUUGUCACUCUUGCUUUCUGUCUGUAUUUUUUACAAGCAUUUUGAACGCUGAAUAAAUCCAUGCUUUGCCCUAUUA